Molecule: messenger RNA, 1712 nt
Organism: Malus domestica (apple)
Lineage: Eukaryota; Viridiplantae; Streptophyta; Magnoliopsida; Rosales; Rosaceae
Molecular function (GO): nucleotidase activity
Source: RefSeq, a predicted model, not a curated record
CUUACCCCUUUCUCUCUCUCUAUCUCUCUCUCUCUCCCUCUAAAAAUAACUCCGUUUGAACCGGUCCAUCUAUAUCACCCAUCACCUUUUUAAUCUCAUCUAUUUAUUACCACCCUCCCCUUUCUCCCCCUUUCUCUCUCUAGGGUUUUGAUUUUGAUUUCUGUAAACAGACCCAGAACCCAAAUCAUCAAUCUUUCUACCAAUCCACCUCUCCCAAGUGUUAUGACUUCCACAUCUGUGAAACCCAAUUUGUUGCCUCCGGGCUUGGUCUCCAAUCUGCAAGAUGUAUUGAGCAAAAGGGCUGGUGGGGAAGGAGAGAAAGCUGCUAAAUCCACUGAGCCCCCUACUUCUGAAGCUGCUACCACUGCGGAGGAGGACCCCAAUGACAGCUCCAAGCCUAUUGUUUUGGUCACCAAUGGCGAUGGGAUUGAGUCCCCUGGCCUCACUUUCCUCGUUGAAGCUCUGGUCCGCCAAGGCCUUUACAAUGUCCAUGUCUGCGCUCCUCAAUUGGACAAAUCAGUGUCAGGUCAUUCUGUGACCCUCCAAGAAACGGUUGCUGUGAGUUCUGCUGAUAUAAAUGGUGCCACAGCAUAUGAAGUUUCAGGGACUCCCGUGGAUUGUGUUUCAUUAGCGUUAUCUGGGGCACUGUUUUCUUGGUCAAAGCCUUUGCUGGUAAUUAGUGGAAUCAACCGGGGAUCAAGCUGUGGUCAUCAUAUAUUGUACUCUGGUGCUGUUGCUGGAGCUAGGGAAGCAUUGAUAAGCGGAGUACCAUCUUUAUCAAUAUCACUAAAUUGGAGGAAGGGUGAAAGUCAAGAAAAUGAUUUCAAAGAUGCUGUUUCUGUAUGUUUACCUUUGAUAAAUGCAGCUAUAAGGGAUAUUGACAAGGGAGUUUUCCCCAAAAGUUGCUUCCUGAAUAUAGAGAUUCCAUCGUCUCCUUUGUCAAAUAAGGGUUUUAAAUUAACCAAGCAAAGCAAGUUGAGAUCUAGUGCUUGCUGGCAAGCUGUUUCAGCUAGUCGUUAUCCUGCUGGACAUUUUAUGAACAGUCAACAAAGCCUUGGUAUUCAGCUUGCACAGCUUGGUCGCGAUGCUUCUGCUGCUGGUGCAGCUCGCCGUGUGACAAAACAGAGGAUGAAUGUGGAGAUUGAAUCAACUGGAGCUGCGGGAAAAUCUGAUUUUGAGCGGGUGAAAAAAUACUUCCGAUUAGAGUUUGUGGAGAAGGAGCAGGAAGAUACGGAUGAGGAUCUGGAUUUCAGAGCACUUGAAAGCGGAUUUGUUUCGGUGACCCCUCUCGCCCUUUCACCAGAUCUUGAAUCAGAAACUCAAACAGCUGCCUCCAACUGGAUCUCUUCUGCACUUCAAGAGCAAUAAGUUUUUCUCAGUCCAAGUGAUUUGUGUACAUCUGGCAUUCCGAUACCUGCGCAGUUCUGAUAUUUAUUACCUAUUUAACAGUUGGUCGAUUUCUGUUGUCCUGCGUUAAUGUUUAAUUUCUGUAGCUUCCACAGCCGUCCACAUUAGUAGUUUCGGCUUGUUACGUCUUGGAGCAAAUGCUUCUUGUAAUCUUAUGGCAUGUUUUUGGAAUGCCAGUUUGUCAUCAUUUUUUUUUCCUUUGCACCAGCUUAAACACUGUAAGUUGUAUUGUAACUGAAUGUGUUUAUAUUUGAUGAUUCCAUUUGAAAACCAGUAAAACGUUCGGUUAAAGAAGCGACAAGUUA